Messenger RNA from Gossypium raimondii (Peruvian cotton), 2269 nucleotides. Its product is annotated as cysteine-rich receptor-like protein kinase 44. Gene Ontology annotation, biological process: protein phosphorylation. The record is from RefSeq and is a predicted model, not a curated record. The coding region runs from base 58 to 2082 and encodes 674 amino acids. Gene Ontology annotation, molecular function: ATP binding; protein kinase activity. NCBI's taxonomy places the organism in Eukaryota, Viridiplantae, Streptophyta, Magnoliopsida, Malvales, Malvaceae. The transcript is spliced from 7 exons.
AAGUUCAACCAAAAAACAAAAAAGAAGGAAUACGCAUAAAGGGAAAUGUUUUCAUAAAUGAAGUGGGGAAUGGGGUCUUCUUCUUCUUCAACAUUUCUUCUGUUUCUUUAUUCUUUUCUUCUUUCCCUUGCUACUCUUACCCUUUCGCAGCUUCAUGAUGUUUACUUUGAGCGUAACUGUAGUGAUACCAAUGGCAAUUACACCCCAAACAGCGCUUACCAGACCAACCUCAAUGCCAUCAUCUCUCAAUUCCCCACUCUUACACAUUUCAAUUACGGCUUCUUCAAUCUGUCUGCCGGUGAAAGCCCCAACAAAGUUUACUCAAGCGCACUUUGCAGGGGUGACUUAACUCAAGAUCGUUGCUAUAGUUGCCUCAACUACACCGCGACCGAGCUUGAGCGAUUGUGCCCCUGGAACAAGACCGCCAUCGCUUGGUCCGAGCUUUGUUUGGUGCGGUAUGCCAACAGAGACAUGUACGGACUUCUGGAGGACGACCCUCCUCGUACUUGUGCAUUCAACGAGCAGAAUGCGUCGAACCCUGUUCAGUUCAAUCAAACAUUAAGUGAUCUAUUGAAUGAGCUGAGCGCCAAAGCUGCAGCUGGUGGUCCUCUUCGCAAGUAUGCAGCUGGCAAUGCAUCGGCUGGCAACUUGGAAAUGGUAUACGCUACGGUGCAGUGUACUCCUGAUAUGACCCAGGAAAAUUGCGUAACUUGUCUAAAUUUCGCCAUGACAGAGCUUCGACUCUGUUGCCUUGGAAGGAAGGGAUGCAGGGUUCUUAGACCAACCUGUGUCUUGAGGUUUGAGUCUAACCUAUUUUAUAAUGAAAUUGCAGUGCCUCUGCCAUCACCUCCACCAUCUCCAACAACUUCUCCGCCGCCCAAAGAAAAUGGGAAUAACACUAUCCGAACUGUAAUCAUUGUUAUUGCUUCAGUUGUUGGCCUUCUCAUACUAAUUAUCAUCUCCGUCUGCAUUUUCAUGAGACGCAGAAGAAACAAACACAUACCUAUAAAAGUUGAAACUGCGGCUGCCGAUAAUGAGAUAUCUGGGGUUGAUUCCUUGCAAUUCGACUUCGAUUCUGUUUUGGUCGCCACCGAUAACUUCUCCGAUGUCAAGAAGCUUGGUCAAGGAGGAUUUGGAGCUGUAUACAAGGGUCAGCUUCCAAAUGGAGAAGAGAUUGCUGUGAAAAGACUGUCUCAAGGAUCUAGUCAAGGAGACUUAGAAUUUAAGACCGAGGUCCAAUUAGUUGCAAAGCUUCAACACCGCAAUUUAGUUAGGCUCUUUGGUUUUUGCUUGCAAGGACAGGAAAGGCUUCUCAUCUAUGAGUUUGUGCCAAAUGCAAGCCUUGAUCAUUUCAUUUUCGAUCGGAGCAGGCGUGCACAAUUAGAUUGGGAAGCACGAUUCAAAAUCAUACAAGGCAUUGUUCGUGGAUUCCUUUACCUUCACGAAGACUCUAGGCUUCGAAUUAUUCACCGUGAUCUCAAAGCAAGCAAUGUCUUGUUAGAUGCAGAGAUGGUUCCUAAAAUUGCAGAUUUCGGGAUGGCAAGAUUGUUUGGACGGGAUGAAACACAAAGAAGCACUAGCAGAAUUGUGGGAACUUAUGGAUAUAUGGCUCCAGAAUAUGUUAUCAAUGGACAAUUCUCAGUAAAAUCAGAUGUGUUCAGCUUCGGUGUAUUACUUUUAGAAAUUAUCAGUGGUCAGAAGAACAAUAGCUUCCAUCACGGGGAGGAUGAAGAAUACAUACUGAGCUUUGCAUGGAAAAGUUGGAGAGAAGGGACGGCAUUGAAUAUGGUUGAUCCCACAUUGGGUGAUGGUUCGAGAAAUGAGAUAAUGAGAUGCAUCCACAUUGCAUUGCUAUGUGUUCAACAAAAUGUAGCAGCCAGACCAACCAUGGCUUCGGUUGCUCUAAUGCUGAACAGCUUCUCGACCACUCUUGCGGUGCCGUCACAACCAGCGUUUCUUAUGCAGAGCAACUUUGAAUCUGAGGGAUCAUUGUCAUUUCCCUCAACUUCCAACAAAUCCAGCACCGAGUUACCACCGUUAUCCCGCAACGAGGUUACAAUUAGUGAGCUAUCUCCUAGGUAGUGUUUUGGAAAUUGUGUGUUAGUAAGUUUCUUCUUUUGAAGUGCAUGUGAGAGGUUUGUGACAGUUUCUUCCCAGUAAUGUUAUUUCUAAAUGUUGGCUAUAUUUUUCCUUAAAGAAUAUAAAGCGACUUAUCAUUACACACGACAUUUAUUAAUAAAAAUAAAAAUAACUUAAUGCUUCUUAGUAA